This is a messenger RNA of Papaver somniferum (opium poppy), 1845 nucleotides long. Its product is annotated as LRR receptor-like serine/threonine-protein kinase GSO1. The record is from RefSeq and is a predicted model, not a curated record. NCBI's taxonomy places the organism in Eukaryota, Viridiplantae, Streptophyta, Magnoliopsida, Ranunculales, Papaveraceae. Bases 1 to 1845 code for a protein of 614 amino acids. Gene Ontology annotation, molecular function: protein binding. The transcript has 5 exons.
AUGUCCGUUAGCAGCAAACAUGCUGGUGGUGAUGAUAUCACACGAUGGACCAAAAGUGAUCAUCAGACGUUAGAUGAUAAACAAGAAACCAGUGACCCGGAAACUUCACCUUACUUGCACCAUCCAUCCCUGUCUUCCCAAUCUUCUCCAUCUCGAUCUCCAAUUUCAUGUCCAGUUAUAUCAUCCUCACCCCUCCCUGAGGAUUAUGAUCAGAACGACAACCAGAACUACAUUGAAAGGGAAGAGGGUGUUUCAAGUGAUACGUAUAGAAAACUGGGUUGUUGCUUUGAUUUCAGGGGUAACCUGAGUUUGGAUGGAUUGGGGAGAGCGAAGCAGAUUUGGUUUCUGCGAGGGAGGGUGUUUGAUGAAAUGCCGGUGAGAAAUGUUGUUGCUUGGACUCAAAUGAUUACCAGAUAUACACAAUGUAGGUUUGGUCGAAAAGCAUUUGGGUUGUUUGUUGAUAUGAUAUCGAGUGAAUUUGAGCCUGAUAUGUUUACGCUUAGUAAUGUUAUUUCGGGUUUAGCUAAACUUGGGAGUGUUCAGUGGGGACAACAGUUGCAUUCUAGAGCGAUACGAGGUGGACUGGUUAUGGAUGAUUUUCUAAAACUACGGGGUAAUCUCAAGUUUCUUCAAAAGCUUGAUCUUAGUCACCUCGAGCGACUACAUGGAUCAAUUCCUUCACAAUUCGGUAAAUUAUCAAACCUUACUUUUCUUGAUCUCCAAGGGAACAAACUUGAGGGUCCGAUUCCCGUGUCAUUUCAACAUCUACACAAGCUCAAUUAUCUAUACCUUCAAAAUAAUCUUCUGUCAGGCAGGAUUGCAAGCUCCAUUUUUGAACAUACGACUACUGUUUUAGAAAUCGAUUUCAGUGAGAAUCAUUUAUCCGGUGAAAUUCCAUCCUCAGUUGGUAAUUUAGUUUCAUUAGAUAGGCUUGAUUUCCAUCAGAACAAUUUCUCGGGUUGUAUACCAAGUGCCAUUGGUUCUCUUAAGAAUUUGUUAUGGUUAGAUUUGUCAAGAAACCAGAUAUCUGGUAGAAUUCCUCAAUCCAUUGGAGAACUAUCCGAAUUGCAGGAAAUAUACCUCCAUCAAAAUAGGCUUGGCGGAAGCAUUCCAAGUUCGUUUCCGAAGCUAACUUCUCUUAUAAUCUGUCUUAUACAAGACAAUAAACUCACUGGCAGUAUACCGUCAUCAAUUGGCAAGGUUCGAAAUCUCAGAAAUUUACCAACUUGGUUACCAAAAAUGAGCAAUUUUUUUAGCAUGAAUUUAGCUGGUACUGGGUUAACUGGGGAACUUCCGGAAUGGUUAUCUUCAGUGAAUUGGGUGUCUCUUGAUUUAUCGAGUAACAGGUUAACCGGAGAAUUGCCGACAUGGAUAGGAAACCUCUCAAUCUUGUCUUCUCUCAAUCUAUCUAACAAUCAUUUCCAUUCAGAUAUACCUAUUGAGUUCAACAAACUUUCAAAUUUAGUGGGGCUUGAUCUUCAUUCGAACAACUUCACGGGUGGAUUACGUUCCAUUUUCGAUAAAAGAACGCCAGCUGGCAUCAAACUUCCUGAUGGUCAGUACCGUAAUAUCGAUCUUUCUUAUAAUAUGUUUGCUGGUCCUAUUGAUGAAGAUAUUCGGAAUCUCGACGCCAUGCAUUCAAUUCAGGCAUUAGUACUAUCUCACAAUAAACUUACUGGCAAUAUACCAUCAGAGAUCAUUAACUCGAAGUCGCUUUGCGUAUUUGAUGUGUCACAUAACAUGUUGACAGGGGAAAUUCCUCCCCAUAACACAACAUUUCCUGCCACAUCUUUUGAAGGAAAUUCUGGCCUAUGCGGCUCCCCACUUCCUCCUUGUAAAGCCUAA